Molecule: messenger RNA, 3447 nt
Organism: Penicillium riverlandense
Lineage: Eukaryota; Fungi; Ascomycota; Eurotiomycetes; Eurotiales; Aspergillaceae
Product: putative DNA damage repair protein Mus42
Exons: 2
Coding region: 1-3447 (1148 amino acids)
Biological process (GO): error-free translesion synthesis; error-prone translesion synthesis
Cellular component (GO): nucleus
Molecular function (GO): DNA-directed DNA polymerase activity; deoxycytidyl transferase activity; damaged DNA binding
Source: RefSeq, a predicted model, not a curated record
AUGGGCUCUCGUCUUGAUACCAAAUCCGGAGAGGUGCGCAAGCGCAUCGAGAAUCAUGAAUUUCACGAUGAAGCCGGCGAGGAAUACGAAGCCUCCAGCUUCGGCGGCUUUGGAGACUAUAUGCGCCGCAAGAAAAUCAAGCUUCAAAACCUCGAUGCCGAAAUCCGGGCGACAUCUCAAGAUUGCCCCCCGAUAUUCCGUGGCGUGGUCGCCCACGUCAACGGCUACACCCAACCUUCCCUUCAGGAUCUGCACCGUCUGAUUGUGAGCCAUGGCGGUGGUUUUCUUCAAUAUCUGGAUGGCAAAACGGUCGCAACCCAUAUUAUUGCCAGCUCUUUAACGCCCAAGAAACGCGAGGAGUUCCGGCGGUACCGCAUUGUGAAGCCCGCGUGGGUGACAGAAAGCAUCAGGGCUGGUCGUCUGUUGCCAUGGGAUGGAUUCAGGGUGGUGGAUGAGGGACAGUCUCAGAAAGUGCUCAAGUUCGGCGACGGUCGGUUUACCAGUCAAACCAAUACUCCUCGCAGUGGGUACAAAGACCAGUCCAAUGUCAGCUGGUAUAAUUCCCAGUUGAGAACGAUGGGGAUGCCCAACGAAAGUCCAGACGCCUCACGCAUAUCGGCAGCUACUCCAGUAACACCUAGUGUGGCUCGUGACCCAGCCUCUCAGUCGGACUAUGGCGACUUUCCUAGUUUCAGCGUCGACGAGGAUCCACAGCAACCUUCUCCUCAGCAACGCCAGAUGCCAGAGACCGCCAAAAGUUCCGAAUCAACACCCAUGCACUCCGAUCAUGGUGGAAGUACACCACCACUAGAAACAAAUAAUGUCGAGACGCCUUUACCCGCACCCAGUCCCCCGAGGCCCGAGUUGACGUCCGAAGAAUAUAAUGCGCAGCUUUUAUCCGACCCUCGAAUGCAAAAAUCCAGUGUUGCCAACCCGGAAUUUAUCCAGCAAUACUAUAGGGAGUCUCGUCUUCAUCACCUGUCCACAUGGAAAGCUGAGCUGAAGGCUCAACUUCAAGCGGCAACUAUGGAAAAAUCGCAACAUCGAAAAUCUCCCAAGAACCUUGCUCCUGGAUCCAGGCGUUACAUCCUACACGUGGACUUUGAUUCUUUCUUCGCCGCUGUUUCUUUACUGAAGCACCCCGAGCUCCGAGAAAAACCUGUUGCUAUCGCUCAUGGGACAGGAUCCGGCUCCGAGAUUGCUAGCUGCAACUACGCAGCACGCGCACAUGGCAUCAAAAAUGGCAUGUGGAUGAAGGGGGCGUUACAGAUGUGCCCCGAACUCAAAAUCUUGCCCUACGAUUUCCCUGCCUACGAAGAUGCGAGCCGUAAAUUCUACAGUUCCGUCCUCUCUGUUGAUGGCACGGUGCAGAGUGUGAGCAUCGACGAAGCUCUAGUUGAUGUCACCAACCAGUGUCUAGAGGCCGGUGGCUCUGAUGGAAGAGGCAUAUCGGAAGGAUCCAUUUAUCGCGAACAAGCCAAGGCCGACGAAAUCGCUGCGAACUUGCGCGACUCCAUAAAGGAGAAAACGGGAUGUGCCGUCUCGGUGGGGAUAGGCGGCAAUAUCCUGCUUGCCAAAGUUGCCUUGCGAAAAGCGAAACCUGCCGGCCAGUUCCAGUUAAAGCCUGACGAUAUCUUGGAAUUUAUUGGAAACCUCACAGUCCAAGAUCUUCCUGGUGUGGGUCACAGUCUGGGCUCCAAACUGGAAGAGCUCGGUAUCAAGCUCGUCAGAGACAUCCGAGAGACCCCCAAGGAUAAGCUAGUCUCGAGCUUGGGACCGAAAACAGGCGUCAAAAUGCAUGAGUAUGCUCGAGGAAUCGAUCGAACAGAAGUUGGAAACGAAGUCAUGAGAAAAUCAGUCUCAGCCGAAGUCAACUGGGGCAUCCGGUUCGUCAACCAAGUCCAAGCAGAAGACUUUGUGCGAUCCUUGUGCGAGGAGCUGCAUCGCAGACUGGUGGAGAAUCUGGUCAAGGGUAAACAGCUUACCCUCAAGGUCAUGCGAAGGUCGAUGGAUGCGCCCCUUGAACCGGUCAAGCAUCUCGGUCAUGGGAAAUGCGAUGUGUUCAACAAGAGCGUGGUCAUUGGUGUCGCCACCAAUGCAACUGAUGUCCUCGGGAAAGAAGCCGUCUCGAUGUUGAGAAGUUUCAGCUUUUCUCCGGGUGACUUGAGAGGACUGGGAGUGCAAAUGACCAAACUGGAAUCACUAAAGGCUGGUGGUUCUUCAGAGACGCUUGCAAGCAGUCAACGACAGCUUAACUUUCAGAAAUCACCGCCCCGCAAGGAGAUCAAAGCCACUCUGGAUCCUGAUGAAUUAGAGAGUCCCCACAAGGGUGAUUUGACUCCGAUCCGAGUCGACCCACUGCUCCGCAACAGCGCUCACAAGCCUCUAAACAUGUCCGGAUCGCAAUUCAUUAUGCCCACUCAAGCAGAUCCCAAGGUCUUGUCUGAAUUACCGAGUGACAUUCGGUCCAGACUUGUAUCUCAGGCAAAACCCCGGCAGGAGGAGCGCUCUGGAUCUCCGUGUCCGCCUCCACGUCCAGAGCGAUCACCAGCAACUGCAGACCUUCCUCCAGAGUCCCAAUUGGACCCCGAAGCACUGGCCGCGCUGCCAGAAGAUGUGCGGAACGAAGUAUUGGGCUAUUACAAGCAGGUACCAACAUCCGCACAACCUGCACCGCCUCCAGCUGCUACAGCUGCUCCAACAUCACGCCCCACAACCUCCGGGUCUCUCAGAGUGAGAAAGCCGGCCUCUCCGCCCAAGAAGAAGCGCGGUCGUGCUCCCAAGACAGCCUUCGGCGAUGGUAAUAAGACCCUAGCGCAGUCGACUUUCGUCCUUCCCCGACCAAGCACUUCUUCUGGCAAUACAGACGAUGAGACCACUUCCCGACAGCAGUCUCCUACCGCAGAGGACCAACCAGAAGUAUCCGCCGAGUUUCUCGCUGCGCUACCCGAGGAUAUCCGCCAAGAAGUUCUCGAGGAACAAAAGCGUGCGCGCAUGUUCCAACGCCCGGUCCGCAAACCACCGCCCCAAGUUCAAGCACCCGCCAUUGCACCACCCACGAUCGAGAAGCGCGUUUCCCUCGAGCCUCUACAGCCACGACCCGUCUUCACCUCGCAGAGACUAUCAACCCUUCCAGAUCUCCGAAAUGCAGUCGGCUCUUGGUUCGCCGCCUUUGCGGAUGACGGUCCGUUCAGCGACGAUGUCUCCUCGCUUUCUACAUACCUCCACCGCGUGACGAGGGAAGAGAAAGAUCUUGACAAGGCUGUUUCGGUGGUGAGAUGGCUGGUCUGGCUUGUCGGUGACCAUAAUCGUUCACAGGGAUCUCGACGUGUCGGAGCUCAUCCCUCUCCAGAAACGAUGACUUGGUCUGAGGCCAUUGCAAUGAUGCAGCAGACUAUCCAGACUGCUGUGGAGGAGAGGGACAUGCCGCCUGUGGAUUUUGACUAG